This is a messenger RNA of Suillus paluster, 1787 nucleotides long. RefSeq lists its product as uncharacterized. The coding region runs from base 362 to 1525 and encodes 387 amino acids. The record is from RefSeq and is a predicted model, not a curated record. The transcript is spliced from 2 exons. Lineage: Eukaryota; Fungi; Basidiomycota; Agaricomycetes; Boletales; Suillaceae.
AUUAAACACUGACAUCGACUAUCUGAGCUUAGUGAGUGGGGCAUGGGUGUACGUCGGACAAACUUCGGCGCUUGCUGUCAUGCACACAUACUAGGCAGUUGAAAUGUUGAAAACUAUGUGGCAAUCGGAAAUAAUGUUCUGGUCCAUGGCGUCCUACCGUUCGUCGAUAAGUAACUCACCACUCAAAUCCAUGUAACCCCUCGCGCGCAUUAACUUUUCCCCUGGCACAUCUUUCCAGACGUGUAGUAGCCUAGGAAAGGAAAUUACACUGAUCAGAUACUACCCCUUGAUAUUAAUAUGCGUGCGGUGCGUGCUUCUGCUUCUGCUUCUGCUUCUACACCCACUAUCACACCUGUUCUACAUGCCUACGUGGACAAUCAUCUCACCCUGCGAGGACGACUAUGACCAUCCAAUGCGCAUGAACAUAUUCCGGGUCAUGAAAACUGUCUACCGCAUGUUGGACUCGCCAAAUGAGCCCUCCACAGUCGGCGAAGGAAAACACAUCGCGACCCUCGGAUAUGCAGGUUCACAAGAAAAGCCAGGACCUCCCGACCUAUCAAGUCUUGUCAUCCAUUUCCGUCUCUCCACACAGACUGUUACGCACUUUGUUGUCGUGUUUUGCGACCAGCAGAUCGAAGACAGGGUGCAAAACGUGUGCAUUUCCGUCCCAUGCGAGCUUACGCCGAUCAUGACGGACAUCUAUGAGUUUGUAGCUGCGAGAUCGAUCUCCUCUCGUGGGUUAAACCCAGCAGAGGAGUGUGACCUUGCACAUAGGAUAUGGAAGCAGCUGCAAGUAGAGAAAUACCAUAAGCGCCUUUUACAGCAGGGGGUUGUUAGUGACAUAGACAUUGCCUUUUCACGACCAGGCUCUCCGCGAUGUCCUAUAUGUGACUCCAAUCUUAUCCACUGCAACAGCUGUCAAGUUGCAUCGUGCGAGUCGAAUGAAUGUCGGGGAUCUUCUGAACCCCCGCUCGCGCGGUGUAGCAGACAUCAAAAGGAGGCGUUAUGUUUUCCAUGCCUUGAAGAGCAGGAGUCCCAGCCGGAGAUAGAGAAGUGUCCUGGGUGCAAAUCUUGGUGCUGCACGAUGGAUAUGUCAUUGUGCAGUGGCCACCCCAUCAACGUCCUGCCUAUUCUUCGCAUACCCGGCAGCGAGUCCAUACCUCCCGGGCUGAUCGUUGCCUACACUCAAUCCGCACGCGCUCACCCUCCAAAGCGCGGUUCCUGCAUGGAAUGCGAGCUACCCGGCUGGCGGAGCUGCAACAGCAAUCUAUGUUGGUCUCAUACGAUCUGCCCGGAGUGCGCGAGCAGUGGUAUGACGUGUCUGUGCCAGGAAGUGUGGGCAUGCGACCUCUGCGCGGAGUAUAACCCAGGCGUCUUCAUCCGCUGUCCGCGUUGCAACCGGCCAUUCUGCUGCGCUUGCUCAUAUAUCGAAGAAUGCCAACAGUGCCACCGCACAAACCUCUGCUACGACUGUGCCGAAGAAGAGUCGGGCGGGAAUGACGAGGCGGACGGUGGAAUUUCCUAGAUUCGUUGCUUCAUGUGGGAAUUGUCGGGCGAGGGUAUGCGAUCGCUGCGUGUUACAGUGGUCUCCAGCCAAUUCAUGUCCGGGGUGCUUGCGGCAACUUUGCCCGUCGUGCUAUUCGUUAUGUGAUGAAUGUAAGCAGUUUAUUGACCAUGAUGAUAGCGGAUUUAGCAGUGAGGACACCGACAUUAGCAUUGAUGUAUAAGUACCCCUGUUAGCAUCACGAUUUGCUUUCAUGUGGAGAUCUGUACGAUAGAAAAGAAGA